AUGGAUAACCACAAGGAGAAUAAGAUAAGGAAACAGUCCAUGAAAACCAAAUCGACAAAACGCAAAGAGAAGAAAUACAAAGCCGGGAAGGUUUUCAGAAGGAAAUCGUUGAAGUCCGUUGGGCAUUUUAUGAGCAGGAUACUGAAAACUUUGGGAACUUUGGCACACUUUGGCGACGUCGAGACCACCUGACGGCGAGGAUGAUGAUGGCGGGUUCCGAAACAGCGCCGCGUGCUCGUCGAGUGCCAACUCAGGGAAUUGUAAUAAAGAUGAAUUUCUGGUCUCGAGGGAGAUUAAGGUGAAGAAGAGCGCCUCAACUUUGUCUUCUCAUGGAUCUAUAAAAGACAGGCUGUCGUGGUGCUAUGGCGACAAAACUCCUGGAGUCCUUGGUUUGAAGAAUCAUGGAAACACUUGUUUCAUGAAUGCGGUGGUUCAGUGCCUCAGUAAUACGGACCUUCUGGCGGAGUACCUUGGUUUGGAACAAUACAAGUCUGAUUUGUGUCAGGGGAGAGUAAACGGAAUUGUAAAAAACGAGGACGCACAAUUUGCCAGGGGUGAGGUGACCACACAGUUGGCAUCCUUGGUGCGGGCGCUUUGGACCCUCGAAUAUACCCCUCAACUGUCCGUGGAAUUCAAG
Molecule: messenger RNA, 637 nt
Organism: Coregonus sp. 'balchen'
Lineage: Eukaryota; Metazoa; Chordata; Actinopteri; Salmoniformes; Salmonidae
Source: the annotation of a GenBank genome assembly